GACCAUCCCUCCUUGCCGCACGACAAUUCGACAGUGUUGGCUCACAAGAGACCGAAACGGGAGGAGAUGUUUUAGACCUCCGAAAAUAUUUUACGGUGAUGUGUUAACAAUUUCAAGAGGAUAUAAGAGAGCUGGGAUCACGCAAACCGGGAACGAGCAGGAAGCGAAAAUAAACGGCAGUUUAUGUCACGGUUGGAAGUUUUGACGGAUUUCAAAACAGAGUGGAUUCUGUGAAUGUGAUUGUAAACACUGUUCUGGGGUUGACACGAAUUUAGGCUAAUUGCGUAGGACUGAAAGUUUCUGUAGGCUAAUAGCAAUUUUCCUUUUUCCAAUGGACACGCAUUUGGAGACUGCUUGCACACCAAGUAUGGAAUUACCCCUGUAAUGUGGAUUGCAAUUUCGUUUGAAGAAAAUAAAGGUCUACUCCAGAACAAUGUGAAAAGAUACCCGUCCUGGAUUCUAAUGUUUCUGGAUAUCUUGAAAAUUAUUGGCAACAGUUGAAAGAAAGUCGUUAUGCUCAACGGAUUUUUGCUCAGGUGUCUUGCCUGCUCCGACCGUGGGACCAAAAUGGAUUUGACGCCACUACAGACCCCGGUCCCCCUUUUACAGAAGUUCUAACAGUUCUUACACUUUGUUAUUACUGUUUUAAACUUUACAAAUGCUUUGGAAGAAAUCGCCAGACGACCCGCUUGGAUUUUAAAUCGACAAUUGCAUUUGGAAUUUCAAUCAUGAACUUUGUUGACAGUUUGAUAACAUUAUUUCUCCUGACACUUCUGUAUUUGUCAGCUGUCAAGAGUGCCCACAUACCUAAGGAAGGAGGGAGGAGUGCGCAUGACGGCGUGAUCUCCUUCAUGGAGGUGUACAAUAAGAGCCUGUGUCGGCCCAGGGAGCUGCUGGUAGAGAUCCUACAGGAGUACCCAGAGGAGGUAGAACACAUCUUCAUCCCGUCCUGUGUGGUGCUGACACGCUGCGCAGGCUGCUGCAAUGACGAGAUGCUACAGUGUACUCCAACCUCCACGCAUAACGUCACCAUGGAGAUAAAAAGAAUAAAACCCCACAGGCAACAAAAUGAUAUCUUUAUGAGUUUUACAGAACACAAUGCAUGUGAAUGCAGGCCAAAGAAUGAAGUGAAAGAGCAGAGAGAAAAAAAACCCCGGAAAGGCAAGGGCAAAGGCCAAAAGCGAAAGAAAAAACGUGACAAAAAGAAUCGCGAAGCUCAGUGUGAGCCAUGUUGUGAUGGCUGUUCAGAGAGGAGAAAGCGGUUGUUCAUCCAGGACCCUCUAACCUGCCAGUGUUCCUGCAGAAACUCUGACGCCGACUGCAGGGCACGUCACCUGGAGCUCAACGAGCGGACCUGCAGGUGUGUGGGGGACUCUUGGACUCAUAACUCCGUAUGAUGUGACAAGCCCAGGAGAUGAGAGUCCAAGCUUCAGAUGAAACAACGUGAAGGAAUAUUCCCAAGAUAUUUCACAGCACUUUCAACUCUGAGCUUAUCUUCUCAGUGGAAAGCAUUCCCCUGGUCUGACUGAGAAACAGCAGAUAGAAAAGAGAGGGAGAGAGAAAGAAAGAAAUAAUAGAAAAUAAUCCCAAUGUAUCUGUAUAUACUAAGAGAGAGAGAGAAAGAAAAAGUACAGGAUUUGUAUUGCUGCUAAAAGAACUAACUAAAACCCAUCACUAUAAAAAAGCAAACAGUCAUGUGGUUUGCAUUUCGCUGGCGUUUGACUGGACUGCGGUUUUGUUGUUGAUUCAUUUAUGCAAAUACUUCACUGGAUAUAUAUAUGAGUGUACUGUGGUUAUGUGUCGAAUCAUAAGGAACAAAACCUAGCUAUGUGGUACAUAUCUCCACAGAAAAUAAAAGAAGAUGAAGGAAGAACAUUCUUCCUCUGAAACAUACUUCCUGACCCAUAGACUCCCUUUGCAGGAACCCAAUGGCAGGACAGCCAAUGGGAGAUGGGGAUCCGUCCCUUUAUGACAUCACUUCCUUUACCUUAAAGGAAGUUCUAGAACUGAUGCGUGGAAUGUGUGGAAAGCUAGAACUGCGUCUUUUGCUGCCCUAGCUAGCAGUGGAACUAGAUUUGGAGUGCCAUAAUACUUCUAAAGGGAUACUGGUGAUUGAUUUUGGUAUAUAUGGAAACCACUAGAAACAACUGAUACUGUAGCUUGAUUCCAUUGAGAAACUGUGCCUCACAAACUGUGCUAAUCACUUUAGAGUGAGAAAUCCUGAAUUAGCUUCUUAAAUUAUUAUUUUUUCUUUUUUUUGAAGGGGAGGGGGAUGGUAUGCUGUCUGCGGUUGAACUCAAUACAGAAUGCAAUAGUAUCGAUGGCAAGCUGUCUGUAUAUACUAUACAUACUUAAUAUCCCUUAUGUCAUAGUCCACUAUAGAUAAUUUAUAAUGUUAGAGUAUUUUCAGUAUUCAGUCCUCUACCCGUAUUUAAUUUGAUCUAUUUAUAUAUCAAGUGUUAUGUUCCUUUGGGUUUCCCCCCCUCCUUGCUAUGUGAUGUCAUUGUGGUCUCCACUCUGCCUAGCUACAUAGAGACACUCUGCUCUUGGCUUUCAUAAGAAAAAGAAAAACCUUUUAUGUAAACAUUCCUGAAAUGGAUAAUUUGUAUGGAUGCCAUCUAUUCUGGACUUAUCAACCCUUUUUAUAGAGGGUGGAGGUGCUGCGAGUGAUAUAUUUUUUUAAACCUGCUCUAUGGUCUUGGCGCGUGAGGCGCGUGCGUGCGUGCACGUGUGUGUGCGUUGUUGUGUUAGAGAGAAACAGGAGGCUUGUGCUUGUCUUGAGCUCCACCAUGCAAAUAACAAUAAACCAUUGCUAAAAGAUA
Molecule: messenger RNA, 2822 nt
Organism: Coregonus clupeaformis (lake whitefish)
Lineage: Eukaryota; Metazoa; Chordata; Actinopteri; Salmoniformes; Salmonidae
Product: vascular endothelial growth factor A-A
Exons: 8
Coding region: 729-1397 (222 amino acids)
Biological process (GO): positive regulation of mast cell chemotaxis; positive regulation of angiogenesis; response to hypoxia
Cellular component (GO): membrane
Molecular function (GO): vascular endothelial growth factor receptor 1 binding; growth factor activity; heparin binding
Source: RefSeq, a predicted model, not a curated record